AGCAGCAGUGGCAGCGGCGACCGGAGCCCGCAGCAGCUCCGAGCGCCUCCGGGAGGACAGGCGGCGAGCUCGGCGAAUCGUCAUCUGCCAGCCGAUCGCGGCGCUCCGCGGGCCGGGGCCGGGAGCCCGGGGCGAGCCCGAACGCGGCUUCUUCUCCGCCCGCCGCGGAGACUCUGCCGGGUGGGCUGCGGGCGCCCCUCGCUGCCGCCUGUGAACGCUGUGGGUGCGCGGGGCUGCGGCCACGGCGGCGGUGGCGGCGGCGGCGGGAGCCGCGAGUCGGGGCCGCCCGGGCUGUGCUUCGCCCCGGCAGCAGCGGUGGCGGCGGCGCCUGUGGCUCAGGAUGCGGCCGGGGGGCGCACUGCUCGCCCUGCUCGCCAGCCUGCUGCUGCUGCUGCUGCUGCGCCUGCUCUGGUGCCCGGCAGACGCGCCCGGCCGCGCCAGGAUUCUGGUGGAGGAAAGCAGGGAGGCCACCCACGGCACCCCCGCAGCGCUGAGGACGCUCCGGAGCCCGGCGACCGCGGUACCGCGCGCCACUAACAGCACAUAUCUGAAUGAGAAGUCGCUCCAACUGACGGAGAAAUGCAAAAAUCUGCAAUAUGGCAUUGAGUCUUUCUCUAACAAAACGAAAGGGUGUGACCCGACACUCCUGGCCUACAUCCUUGACUGAAAGAAGUGCUGCAUCACGGAACAAACGCUAAGGUAUUCAGAGAACGACUACCUUCAGAUUAUCACAGAUAUACAGAGUUGUCCAUGGAAACGGCAAGCAGAAGAAUAUGCAAAUUUUAGAGCCAAACUUGCUUCCUGCUGUGAUGCUGUUCAAAACUUUGUUGUUUCUCAGAAUAACACUCCAGUUGGGACUAAUAUGAGUUACGAGGUGGAAAGCAAAAAAGAAAUCCCAAUUAAGAAGAACAUUUUUCAUAUGUUUCCAGUGUCCCAGCCUUUUGUGGACUACCCUUAUAAUCAGUGUGCAGUGGUCGGAAAUGGGGGAAUUCUGAAUAAGUCUCUCUGUGGAACUGAAAUAGAUAAAUCCGACUUCGUUUUUAGGUGUAACCUACCCCCAACCACAGGAGAUGUUAGUAAAGAUGUUGGCAGUAAAACAAAUCUUGUGACUAUAAAUCCAAGCAUCAUAACUCUGAAAUAUGGGAACUUAAAGGAAAAAAAAGCCCUAUUUCUGGAGGACAUUGCAACCUAUGGAGAUGCAUUUUUUCUUCUGCCAGCAUUUUCCUUCAGGGCCAACACGGGUACCUCUUUCAAAGUAUACUACACGCUCGAAGAGUCUAAAGCAAGACAAAAGGUUCUAUUUUUCCAUCCCAAGUACCUGAAAGAUCUGGCCCUUUUCUGGAGAACUAAAGGUGUGACUGCAUACCGCUUGUCCACCGGCUUGAUGAUCACAAGUGUUGCAGUGGAACUGUGUAAAAAUGUGAAGCUGUAUGGAUUCUGGCCCUUCUCUAAAACUGUAGAAGACAUACCUGUCAGCCAUCACUAUUAUGACAACAAGCUACCUAAACAUGGUUUCCAUCAGAUGCCCAAAGAAUACAGCCAGAUCCUCCAACUUCACAUGAAAGGAAUCCUCAAACUGCAAUUUAGCAAAUGUGAAGUCGCCUAAACAAAGUAUCUUAAAAUGGGAAUAAUUUUAAUAUAAUGCAGUAGGUGAUUAACAAUGUCUCCAAACACCAAAGGAGGUGGCUAAAGAGUAUUUUGAGAUGAGCCCCAAAAUUUGGUUUGACCAAAGCUUCCCCACUCAUUUUGCAAUGAUGGCAAGUCAUUCAAUCCUUCUCAUCUUCAUUUUUUCUCCUUAUAACAUGGACACCAUAUCUGACUCAUACAAAUUUUUAUAAUUUAUGAAAAUUAUUGGCAUGGCCUUUGGUGUGAGGUAGGGACUCAAAGAAUAUUUCUUUCUUACUAUUUAUACCAGCCAUCUCCACCUUCACCAGACCGAUAAUAAAAGCAUGCUUUCUUGGAGAUCUCUUCUAAAGAGAAUAGCUGCAUUACCAGUAUCCAUUGGAUUUCUUUCUGUGGCAGGUCUCUAUCAAUAAUAUCCUUCCCAUUUUUCUGUCUCAAAGACUGCAUGCAAGAAAAUUAUAUACUUAAGCAAAAAGUUCUUGAUCAUUCGGGAAUGAAAUUCUUCUCUGAGUAUGGCAGUAUGCCUGCUUCUGAUUAAAUUCACUUUUAAUAGUAGCUGUGAUGAUAUUUUGGUUGAAUUUAAGCCAUUUAUUUUCCUCUUAUGUCUACAUUUCUUCAUCACUUAAUAAUUUUAUUUUAACUUCCUGCCUCAUUCUUACACUUUUUUCUCUCUCACUUAUACGAUAUACUUCAAGGACGUGAACAGUUACAAUACCCAGUCUUUCUUACCUGUUGUCUUGCCUGUGGGGUCACUCACUCAAUUUUAUUUUAAAAUUACUGAAUAACUACUUCAUGCCAGGCCCUGCACCAGGCUCUGUGAGAGGACAAGAAGGAUUAUUGCCUCUUGUAGGAGAAAACAGAUGUGCAUAUCAUUAAUUAUGAUGGGGUAUGAUAAGUAUUACAAUGACAAAAGCUAUGAAUAAAGUGCUACAAGGAACAGAAGCAGGGAUAAUUAAAUCCAUUUCAGUGGAAUCUAUUUCAAUGUACAAUAGUCUCCCCUAAUCUGCAGAUAUGGGAAGACCCCCUGUGGAUGCCUGAAACCAUUGAUGAUAUUAGAAAUAUGUAAUUGAUUAGUAAAAGUAACAAAAUAUACUGAAAUAAUUAAAUAUACAAUGUGGGGACUUUAUAUGCUAUUUUAAUAAAACUUACAUAUAGUUAGGACAUUUAGAGCUUACUUUUUUUUCCCAUAUAAUAUCCUAUCUUAAAAAUUUUUCUUUAGAACAUCAAAACAGAAUCUCUAGUAUCACUGAUAUGGAUUUCAGAAAUAUUCCAAAUGGUGUGAGAUCAAACAGCAUAGUGAUACCCAUGUUCCAGUAAAAGCUUAGGAGAAAAAGAAUGUUUGCGGGUUUUCUUUUGUGGAGAAAAUUGUAGACAUUUCCAAGUUAACACAUCUGAAGUUUCUGGUUCGACAUCUGUGUUGCCAUCCUAAAAGCACGUGUGAAAUUUUACAACAAUCCUACCUAGAUUCACGUUAGCCAAAAAUCUUUGGCUAAACAGACACCCCGAGAUUUCAUAAAGUGUGUUAUAGUCAGAAUUGGUGGUAAUUAAUCUACAAAUCUGCAAAAUAGUGUUCAUAGUUUUUCUUUUUAUUUUGAUCUUGGUGAAAAACUUGCAGUAACUCACCAUUACAGAGCGACAAGAACUGUGACGCAUGUUUUAUGAUUUACAUAGCUGAUGUGGUGUAUUAUCGAUAUCCAUAAUCUGUCAUAUUUAGACACAUUCAUUGUGACACAUAUAACAUGUGCAUUCUUUUUAUCUUUUUCUCAAGUGGGUCUAUAGUUGUGAUUUCACAGCAGAUUGGGGUUGUUGGCCAUUGUUUGAAGCUCUCCUACUCUCUUUCUAGCAUAGUCAGUGUGUUGCAGAGAACUAAAGGGAGUAAAAGACACAGUGCCUCAUUGAAUCCUAACAUUUUCUUCCUGGUAGGGCAUAUAUCCCACCUUCCAUAUAUCCUGCUGUGAGGUGCCAAUAAUGUUCUUUUGUUCCAAAACAGAACAUUACUUAGAACUUUCUAAAAUAUGAUAGAACAUGAAUGUUUACAAUACAGCAUGUCAGCUAUGUAAACUGUAAAACGUAAGUCACAGUUCUUUUUGUUCUGUAUUGGUGAAUCAUUGCAAAUUUUUCACCAAGUGCAAAACAAAAAGAAAAACUAUAAACUCCAUCUUGUAGAUUUGUAGAUUCGCCACAACCAAGUCUGACUGUGACACUCCCAAGAAAUCUGUAUGUAAUCAGCAUUGCUUAAAUAUUGUUAGAUCUAAUGUGAUCUUCUGCUCUUAAAACUCAAGUACAUCUAAGGGCAUUGAGAAUGGAAAGUCUGAGUUCUGGUACUAGACAAGAGCAGCCCUUUAGGCCAGGCGCAAUGGCUCACACCUGUAAUCCCAGCACUUUGGGAGGCCAAGGUGGGUGGGUCACUUGAGGCCAGGAGUUUGAGACUAGCCUGGGCAACAUAGUGAGUACCCUUCUCUACAAAAAACAAAAAAAUUAGCUGAGCAUAGUGGCGUGCACCUGUGGUCCCAGCUACUUGGGAGGCUAAGGAGGGAGGUUCACUGGAGCCCAGGAGGUAGAGGCUGCAGUGAGCUGUGAUCUUACCACUGCAUUCUAGCCUGUGUGACAGAGUGAGACCCUGUCUCAAAAAAGAAAAAAAAAAAGUAGCCCUUUAGUUAGGAUUCUAGCUCAUAACGCUGCAUACUACCAGUUUCUAAGAGAAAUACUAGCUUGCUGGAUUCUAUUUUCCACUUGUUGUUCAGCCUCAUUGAGCAAUGAAACAGAAUAACAAGAUUCCAAUAUAAUUUUCAGCCAAAUCCAAAGGCAAGGCAGAAAUAUUCAUUUAAGUAUAUAGUCCAUAGUACUCUGUGGUCCCUGCAAAGGGCUUCAUGAUCAAUUGCAUAGUGUUAAUUUUUGCGCAGUGUAAUAAUCCUCGAACAUCCUUGAAGUCUCUGGUGCUUUUCCCUUGGAACAAAAGGCAAUGACAAAUAGAUCAUGGCUUUCACUAAAGGAUAUUUCCUUCUUCAUGUAAGUCCUAACCCAGUAACUGCGUGGGCUCUCAGCCAGGUAAUCAGUCAAAAAGUCUUUUUUUGAGGACUCUCUGUAGAAUACAGAAUUAAGCAGCAAAUCAGACCUGUGUUUGCCUAAAUUUUUCCUUGCUUAUAAAAAAUUUACCAGCUAAGUAUUAUGUAAUGUCAAGUACCGUAAAUCACUCCAUGAAUUAGGAAGCUUUGGGAAAAGUGGAAAAUUUUGUGGAAAACAGGUCCACUAACAUCCUAAACAGCUACUGCAGAAGUAUAGUUAAGAUGUGAUAUAUAAUAUAUUGUGAUCUUCAAGACAUUUUAUUUAUCUAACAUGACAUGGAAACACAUUAUUAUGCCAUUAAAAAUUGAAGGCAUUGUAGGAAUUCAUCUGAUAUAUCUGAUGCACUUGAUCUGAUAAAUCCACUUGAGGCUGCUAGGAGUGUUGAAGAUUUCCUAUUUACAUGUGGCUUCAGAAGGCUGAUCCCAUAGCGAGGAACAGUGUCACCAGUACCCUCCUGAGAGUGGAAAGGCAAGAAUAUUUCUCAUGGUCUUUCUUAUUUUGGGUCAUCACUCUUCCAGAAGCAUUCUUCUUUUUAUAAAAAAAAUGUGGGUGAUAUAUGAUAAAGAUGCGCUACUUAUGUAAUGGAGACAGGGCAAACUCUUUAGCAGAUAAUAUUGAAACAUUGGCUCACUCUAUGGAGAAAAAUAAAUGCCUACAUUGCACCAUAUAAAAAGUUGGGCUCCAGAGGGAUGAAAACGAUGGAUUAAAAAGAAAACUUUAAAGCUCAUAGAAGAAAAUGUAGGAGAAUUAUGUUUGAGAUACAGGUGAGGAACUGUACUUCUUCAACAUGACCCAAAAAUAUCUUUUUAAAUAGUUGGGUUAAGAAAGGAUGGCUAUGACUGUAUUAAAAUGAAAGAGUUCUAGUCAGUGAAUGACACCUUAAAGUUAAUAGGCUGGGGACAGACUGAAAUAGCUUUUAGUAAUGCAUAAAAUUAAUGACAUUAAUAGAGAGACAUUCCAAGGAAUUGUAAAUCAACAAGUAAAAGACAGGAAACUCAAUAUAAAAAUGAACAAAAGAUAAGAAUGUGAUUUACAAAGGGGAAAGCUGAGUAGCUAAUAAGAAUAGGAAGUGAUACUCAAAUUUACCAGUAACCUGAGAAAUGCAAAUGAAAGUGAGAUACUACAUCCAUUGCAUUGGUAAAAAUGAGUAAGGUCAUUAACUUCAAGUGUGGAAGUAUAAGCUGAUUGAAUCAUUUUGGAAAGCAACCUAGGAGUACUGAGUUAGUAAAAUUCAUCAUAUGUCUGUCCUAUAGUCCAGUAAUUGCACUUUUGCAUAUACAGCCAAGAGGACCUGUUCUGAUCCACACAAAAAAACAAGUAUUAAGGUAUUUAUUCCAUUAUGGUUUGCGGUAGUAAGUAGACAAAUUGGACUCACAGAUAUCUGUCUCUUCGGAAGUCAGUGAACUAACUUGACUGGAUCCAUAGUGUGGAAUAUGAUACAGCAGUUAGAAGCAACUUACUGGACAUAUAUACAGAAAUAAGGGUAUGUCCUUUAAAUUUAGCAUAAAGGGAAAACAAAAGCUUUAGCACAAUGCCAUUUAAUUACUUUAAAGCGUAUGCAUGCAUACAUACAAACAUAUUCAAGGCUACGUGUCAAAUACAAGAAGGGUACCCAUUAAGAAGAGGGUAAUCGGAGUGGGUUUAGGGAUAAAGAAGAAAAAUAUACAUGUUAUUAUAUUUAAUACAGCAAGCCUUUGACAUAUAUAUUCUUAUACUCACAUAUGAUAUUCUUACUACUACAUAAAUAAAUAUAGAAGCUGACUCAAAAUUGUAAGUAACUUAUAUAAGGUUGCAUUAUAUAUAAGAGCAGAGCUAGUAUUCAACUCAUAUGUCUGACUCUAAAGCCAAUAUUAUUUCCAUUAUGCAAUUAUAAAAUGAAAAGAAAAAUCAGUAUUAUCCCAUGUCAUUGACAUGUAAUAAAUGGCACAUAUUUAUGUACAUGCAUAUACCCAUGAAACCGUCUCUCCAAUUAAGACAAUGUAUAUAUUCAUUACCCCAAAAUGUUUUCUUGUGCUACUUUGUAAUCCCUCCCUCUUCUUCCUCCCUGUCCAUCCCACCCUCGUCCCCAGAAAAUUCCUAAUCUGUUUUUCUAUAGACAUUUACAUUUUUACACUAUAGACUGUUUACAUUUUUUAGAAUUUUAUAUAAAUGGAAUCUUACUGUCUGUACUCAUUUCUUGUCUUGCACUUUUGCUCGACAUAAUAAUAUUAAAACUCAUUCAUGUUGAUUGUGUAUCUGUAGUUUAUGCCUUUAUUUACUGAGUAGAAUUAUGUUAUAUGGAUGGACCACAGUUGGCUUAUCUGCUCAUUUGUUGAUGAACAUUUUACUAUCUCCUGGUUUUGGCUAUUACAAAUAAAGGUAUCAUGAACAUUAA
This is a messenger RNA of Homo sapiens (human), 7063 nucleotides long. It is a transcript of the gene ST8SIA6, whose product is annotated as ST8 alpha-N-acetyl-neuraminide alpha-2,8-sialyltransferase 6. Gene Ontology annotation, biological process: ganglioside biosynthetic process; glycoprotein biosynthetic process; glycoprotein metabolic process. NCBI's taxonomy places the organism in Eukaryota, Metazoa, Chordata, Mammalia, Primates, Hominidae. The record is from RefSeq and is marked reviewed. The coding region runs from base 863 to 1606 and encodes 247 amino acids. Gene Ontology annotation, cellular component: Golgi membrane. The transcript has 9 exons. Gene Ontology annotation, molecular function: sialyltransferase activity; alpha-N-acetylneuraminate alpha-2,8-sialyltransferase activity.